AUGGCAGCGCUGGUUGCAGGGUCCAAGCGGCGCGCCCUGCCUGCCUCCUUGUCCGAGACACUUCCGACUUCCGGCACCGACGCUCAUCUCGGGCCCGACCGACGGCUGCGUUCCACGUGCCCCGACCCGCCGCUGGACCUGAGCCUCGGUCUGGCCGCUUUGGCUCCCCACGCUCCGAGCUGCCUGCAGUGGCCCCCUUUCCGUCCCGCUCCUCGCGCCAUAUCCACUCGCCCGCGACUCUCCGCUCCGCCUCGUCACGACCAACGCAAGCAACGCCGUCAAACGAUCCAGCACGUCUCGAGCAUCUACAGGUCGAACUCGCUCGUCCCUCUCUCCCCUGCGCACCACCACCACCGACUGGCUCAUCUCCAUCACCUCGGGGCGUGGCUCGUCGACCGAGUUUCGCCCGCCGAGCCGGCCUCUCAAUCUUCUGACGCGCACAUCAAGUCCCUCUCUGCCUUUCAUCUUUCAUUCGAGGUCGGCUCACCAAAGGCACUGAUCGCACGACAUGCCGGGACUCCGCAACAUGGUCGACCUCACGACCCGGACCUCUGCAGCAGCCGGUGGGGCCCAGGAGUCGUCGGUGCACACGGCAGCGGGCGUAUCGAUCGAGACGGUGUCGAUCCUGCUCAUCGUGGUGCCGACGGUGCUCGUCGUGCUGGGCCUAUGCUGGGUCCUGUAUCGCUUCGGCGACUCAUCGAUGCCCGACUCGGACCACGACGGCGAAGAGACGCGUUCAGAUCACCACGACGACGAGGAGGGGGAAGAGGAAGAGACGACGGAAAAGUCGGGCCUACUCUCGUCGUCGUCCUCGCCAGACGCGCCGCUGCACUCAAACUCAAACGCUACGACCGGUCAGUGGCGAGCCACGUCCGGCUUCUCAUCCACCUCGAGGGGUACCACCACCACCACCGUUCCAUCGUCGUCGUCGUCAAAACGAUCACAGGCCAAGUCCGGCUCGACGUCCGGCUCCAUGCCAAUGUCAGCCAGCGAGAGGGAGAGGGAGAGGGAGCGUUGCAAGAUCGUCGGGAGCAAGGCGGCGCGCGCCGAGGCGCUGGCGCGCGAAAGGCUGCGGCAGGUCAGCAUUGA
Pseudozyma flocculosa PF-1 is the source of this 1089-nucleotide messenger RNA. RefSeq lists its product as uncharacterized. Bases 1 to 1089 code for a protein of 362 amino acids. The record is from RefSeq and is a predicted model, not a curated record. NCBI's taxonomy places the organism in Eukaryota, Fungi, Basidiomycota, Ustilaginomycetes, Ustilaginales, Ustilaginaceae. The transcript is spliced from 2 exons.